Elaeis guineensis (African oil palm) is the source of this 1116-nucleotide messenger RNA. Lineage: Eukaryota; Viridiplantae; Streptophyta; Magnoliopsida; Arecales; Arecaceae. The record is from RefSeq and is a predicted model, not a curated record.
UUAUAGAGAUCAGCUGGAUACAUUGACUGAUACACGUAGACAGGUAAUUUUAAUUUAUGUACAAAUAUCAUUUUAUAGUAUUCAUAGUCUAUUGAAAAAUGAGCUUACUAAUCGGAUUUUAUUUUGAACUCUAUCAAUUUUUGUGGGAGCCAUACACAGAUCAGAUAUUGUCCAUAUUAUCACAGAGUUACACGAAUGGACAUGAUAUAUGGACUGCUAGGGUAUCGCUUAUUUAUUUUGAUAUGGUAGAAUGACACCUUUCAGAUCAUGUGUACAACAGUUUGAUCGGAUUCAGGACAUCCCAGAGCAGUUUGAUACUAGCCAAUGACUUCAUUGUAUUGAUCAACGAAGGAGAGCUCAUAUUGAUUGGCAUAUCCGACAUGCAAAGUAUAUCACCAUUUAAAAUGCACGAUGAGAUCAUAUAGUUCAUGGUGAUCAUAUAUUGGGAGGUCAUCCAUAUACCAAGGACUUCAUGACUUGGUUUCUUAGCAUUAUAGUAUCGAUCAUCAGGCAGCCUCGGUAUGCAAUUUCAUAAUAUGAAGACUGAUCAUUUGUCGGAUCUUAUAUUGGAUACUCGUCGUGCUCUAUCUACGAUUGAUGAAGACGAGCAGAUCCGGAUACUGCGGGAGAUAGAAAGAUCAUGUUUAGGGAUAUUGACGGCGAUUGGAGCAUCCUAUGCACCAGAUAUGAGAUAUACACUGUUACCAUAUACUUCAGAUAUGCCAGCACCAUGUAUUUCGCAGAUGUCAUCGCCACAUGCUGCACAUAUGUCACCAUUUUUUGAUCCACAGAUGCCAGAGCCUUCAUCUUCCUACAUGCCCCAGAUGACAGUACCAGAUCCGAGUUGGCAUCAUGACACUUCAUCUGAGUGGUCUGAUCUUUUUGUUACAGGCUCAUCAUUGGAUCUAUAUGAGGAAGUUGAGGGGGUCACUCAGCUCGUAGAUGUUCCAGCAGUACCUGUUAUUCCUGAUAUACAUGUUCAGGAGACAUCCACUGUUAUAGAAGAGGGACCAUUACAGGUGACACAGGAGCAGGAGCGACUGUUAAAAACCUUCGUGAGAAUGUCCAAGCAGCCACAGGCAUCAUGACGUCCUUGGGGGACUUAUAUUUUUUGAA